CGCGGCCCGGAGCGCUCCAGGCCAGGAUGCUGGGGUCCCGAAACUGGCGAGCCGUGCGGGACACACGCAGGUACCGGCACCAUUACCCGGCAGCCCCCGGGAGGAGCAGAUGAUGGGGACCUGCCAGCCCUGGCCCACACUGGAUUUGAUAGAACGGGAUGGCAACGGGGACAUGCCAAACCUGAGUUUCUACAGGAACGAGAUCCGGUUCCUGCCCAACGGCUGUUUCAUUGAAGACAUUCUUCAGAACUGGAGGGAAGAGUAUGACCUCCUGGAAGAGAAUCACUCCUACAUCCAGUGGCUCUUCCCUCUGCGCGAACCUGGAGUGAACUGGCACGCCAAGCCCCUCACGCUCCGGGAGGUCGAGGCAUUUAAAAGCUCCGAGGAGGUGAGGGAGCGGUUCGUCCAGGCCUACGAGCUCAUGCUGGGGUUCUAUGGGAUCCAGCUGGAGGACCGAGACACCGGGCAGGUGUGCCGAGCACAGAACUACCAGAAGCGCUUCCAGAACCUCAACUGGCACAGCCACAACAACCUCCGCAUCACGCGCAUCCUCAAGUCCCUGGGCGAGCUGGGCCUGGAGCACUACCAGGCGCCGCUGGCGCGCUUCUUCCUGGAGGAGACGCUGGUGCGCCGGGAGCUGCCGGCCGUGCGCCAGAGCGCGCUCGACUACUUCGUGUUCACCGUGCGCUGCCCGCGCCAGCGCCGCCAGCUGCUGCGCUUCGCCUGGGAGCACUUCCGGCCGCGGCGCAAGUUCGUCUGGGGGCCCCACGACAAGCUGCGCCGGCGGCGGCCGCCCCUGCCCGCCCGCCCGCGCCGGCCCAGGGCGAGGGGAGCCCCGGGGACCCCCUCCUCCAGGCCGGCGCCUCGGGAACAGACCUGCGGGCCGGGCGGGGCCGGGGGUCCCCCGCCGCCGCCGGGCCCUCUGGCGAGGGACCAGGGAGGGGAGGCGGAGGGCUGCGGGGAGGAGGACCGGGAGUCCCCGAGCCCCAAGGAGAGUAAGAAGAGGAAGCUGGAGGCCAACCGGCGGGAGCAGGCCCCCGGGGAGCCGGGCGCCCAGAGCGCCUCGGAUGUGGAGAAAAUCGCUCUGAACCUGGAGGGCUGCGCCCUCAGCCAGAGCAGCCUCGGUGGCGGUGGCGGGUCCCAGGAAUUGGGCAGCCAGGCCCCGGGGGAGGCCGAGCCGCCCUGCCCCCAGCCCCCGGGGGCCAAGGUGGCCGAGGAGGUGAGGAAGAGAAGGAAGGUGGACCAGGGCCCGGAGGAUGGUGCUUCGGUGGGUGGCGAUGGUGGGGACGGUGGGACCAAGAGGCCAGCCUCCGCCCCGCACCGUGCCGCCCCGGGGUGCCCUGGAGCCAGAGAGGGUGAGAAUGGGGUGGAGGAAGCAGAAGGUUGGGCAGGGCUGGAGCAGGCUGCCCCUGGGACCCCAGCCACCGCAGAACUGUGGGUAGAUAAGGAAGCUGAGGUGGGGCCGUAGGCCAAACCCAGAAAGCCUUAAGGGAAGCCGGUACCCCUGGGCAUCCCGGCCCGGCCACAGGUCUGGGGAGCCCCGUUGCCAGCUGUUCUCAGCACCAUGCAGUACUGGCCUCUCCCCGGUGGGCACUGCAGUGGCCACCGCAGCUGCUGGAAGGUCCGGGGCUUCAGAAUCCUUACCUCCAACUCACGCCCCGCCUCCCUCUUCUGUGCCCCGCCCCCUGCCCGUCUUUGUAAAUUCGCCCCAAGGGUCUGGGGGUUCAUUUUCUUAGUCUGGUGCGAGGCCUUUUCUGAAUAAACUGAUUUGACUUUGA
This is a messenger RNA of Ailuropoda melanoleuca (giant panda), 1778 nucleotides long. It is a transcript of the gene OGFR, whose product is annotated as opioid growth factor receptor. The record is from RefSeq and is a predicted model, not a curated record. The coding region runs from base 110 to 1468 and encodes 452 amino acids. The transcript has 8 exons. Lineage: Eukaryota; Metazoa; Chordata; Mammalia; Carnivora; Ursidae. Gene Ontology annotation, molecular function: opioid growth factor receptor activity. Gene Ontology annotation, cellular component: membrane.